Molecule: messenger RNA, 2790 nt
Organism: Naegleria gruberi
Lineage: Eukaryota; Heterolobosea; Eutetramitea; Acrasida; Naegleriidae
Exons: 2
Coding region: 1-2790 (929 amino acids)
Cellular component (GO): membrane
Molecular function (GO): NAADP-sensitive calcium-release channel activity
Source: RefSeq, a predicted model, not a curated record
AUGUUUGGAACAAAAACAAAGGAGGAGGAAGAACAAGGUAGUAGUAGCAUUACGAGCAAAUUGUCAUCAUUGGCUAAAAAGAUAAAGAAGAAUGCUCUGUAUAGAAAGUUGGUACCCAAGAUACCAAUGAGAGAAGAAUUAAAAUUGAGUGCGUGGGAUAAAUUCAUCAAGUAUCGUCGUUUCCCUUUCAAAUUUUGUACUCACAUCAUUUUGUUAGCAUUGGUUACUGCCCAAUUGUUCCUUUUUGCAGGUAAUAGAGAAGAUUACUUAUCCAAUGCUGGUAAAAUUAUUGCUAACAAUUUCCUUCCUGAAGGAUAUCUAUCAAGCAAGGAUGCAAAGAAUGGUUAUAAUACUUUUUAUUUUGAUAAUUGUGCAGACAUUGUUACACAUAUUGCUUGGACUGUUGGACAAUAUUAUAGGUUGAAAGACAAGGCACCAACAUAUUUGGAAUUAACAGGAAGAGAUGGUCAUGGUUCGUAUUCUCUAAAACCACACGGAAAUACACCAUUCAUGACUGACAGAAAAUCUAACAAAUUCGGAGUGCAAAAAUUAUCAAUUGGUCCAAGUGAUAAACAACAAUUACAGAAUAGUAUUAAGAAGCAACUCUACUUGCAGGAGAUUUUCGAAAAGAAGAAACUUGGAAGUGAGAGUGAUGAGGACACUGCAGAAGUACCUGCAACUUUAUCUCAUGAUGCAAUUCCUAAUCCUGUUGAAAUGUUAAUUUCACGUUAUACUAAUAUGAGUUUACCAAUUCAAAAUUUCCAAAAGAAGCUUAAUAAGGACACUACUAGUGAUACCUUCUUUUUAUCAGUCAAUGAUACAUUUGGACCAUUUACUCCAUUUGUUGACCCAGACCAACCAAAGAUUAUUUCAGAUCAAGAAGAUGUCAAAAUAAUUGAUCCAGAAGGUCUACAAAAGUACAUACUCACAUUCACAGAAAUUACUCUCAAAUUUACGUAUAAGAAUAUUUUCACUCAAGGUACAUUCCCAGAACUUUUAAUUUGGGAUAUUGCUCUCAGUUAUGAUUUUUCAACAGGAGCUGGUGUCAUUCCUGUAACUUUGAGAUAUGAUGUUGGAUUAGGUCUUGAAAAUGAACAAGAUUUUAAUGCUGCUAACGUGUUAUCCUCACCUCUAACUUGGAUUUCAAUCCUCAUUAUUGUCUUUGCUUUAUUUUCACUUUUCUUGAUAUUCCGUGCCAUUUACAGAUCCUUCAGAUUUAUUAAGAAGGCUAUGAAAAAGGACAGAAGCAUUUUCCAAAUGAUGCUUAUGGAAAGCACUGACGAUAUGGAUGAAACUGAACAAAAAUCAGUCGAUCUUCACAACAGUAGUGUUUUAUCUGAAAGUACACCUCUUGUAGGCAUUAAUAAUUCUUCUCCACAAACCAAACCAGUUGCAGUUAAGAAUGCUAAGAAGAGAUUUGAUGAAGAAAUGAACGAAAGUUAUGGAAGUGCUAUUAGUGGUAUGACUUUCACAAGUCAAUACUAUCAACAUGUACUGGAUAAGCACCAAUCUGAAUUACAUCAAUUACAAACACAAAAGGAGGAAGAAGAAGAUUUUACACCAUCAAAGAAAGUACAUUUGCCAGGAAUACCAUUCAGAAUUGUUACUGGAGAAAUUGGAGUCCCAACCCCAGAACAUAUCAUUGCAGCAAAGGCAGAACUCAGUCCUAACUUUACACCAAAACUCAAACACAAACUCAAAUUCUUCAAUCCAUGGCACGUACUUGGUAUUAUUUCAAAUCUGUUUUGUAUUGUUUCCAGUUGCAUGGUUUUCACAAACGUUACCUAUCAGUAUUUCUCCUUGGAUGCUACUAAUAUUUUGUUAGGUUUGAGUGCCAUUUUCAUGUGGGCCAAUAUUGUUCAAUAUCUCUCUCACAGUCCAAAGUUCUACGUUUUGAUCAAGUCUUUGAGAAAGGGUCUUCCAAAUAUUGGUAGAUUCAUUAUUGGUGCUGCACCAUUGUUGAUUGGUUAUGCUCUUUGUGGUAUGGUUUUGUUUGGUUCUUACACUGAAAGUUUCCAAGGUUUCCAAAAUUCUCUUAUCACACUCUUCAGUGCUGCAAAUGGUGACGCUUUGAUUGAUACUUUUAACUCAUUAUUUGGACAAAACUCAGUUAUUGCCUACUUUUCAAGAAUUUAUCUUGUUACCUUUGUAUGCCUCUUCACAUACAGUGUUAUUAACAUCUUUAUUCUUAUCAUGGAAGACGCUUACUUUAGUGUUAAGGAAGCAAAUAUUAAGAAGGAAGCUGCAGAGGCUGCUGCUCAAGCCAUCGAAGAAUUCAAGAAGGGAGGAAAGGGAGGAGCAGGUUCUCAAAAUCAACAAGGUGGAAAUGAAAAUGAUACUCGUUCAGAUUCUAUGUUCAAUGAUGCUGGUUCAUGGAAGAAAGGUGGUCAAAACGAUGAGGAUGAUGAUGUUGAAAGAUUACAGGAUGAACGUUCCAAGAUUGACGUCCUUAUUAAUUUACUCAGUGAAUUGAGAUCAGGACAAUUAUUAGGUGAAGGUGAAGAGCAAGAUCCUCAAAAUACUAUCCAACAAAAGAAUUUGAGUGAAAAACUUACAAGACUCUUGGUUAAUAGAAACUUGAAGAAAAUUAGAAGAAAGAAGAGUGACCCUUAUAUGAAGAGUGCUCUGAGUAGCUCUUUCAAAAAGUUUGAAGUUGGUAGCUUUGGAGAAAAGAAAAAGAAGGAAACUAAAUUCAAUUUGGAUCUCAAUGAAUCAAUUGAUGAUGGCACUCUCAUUGAAGUCUAUGAUGAAGAUGAUGAGAUGGCAUCUCCAACUCCUCCAAAUCUCUAA